AUGAACGGAUCGAUGACUGCGUGUCUGUCGGGUCUGUCUGUGGACCGGUUGCGACACAUGAGGGAUGAGUACAUCUGUGGCCAACAGUACAAGUCUGCCGUCUUCUGGAGCGACAAAAUCGUGUCACUGACCGACUCACACACCGAUGAUGUCUACCAACAGGCCAUCUGUUUCUAUCACUUGAAUGAGUUCCACAGAGCCAUCCAUUGUAUCAAAUCGAGACAAUUGCACAAAACGGUGCUCUCGUGUCGCCAUUUGGUCGCCAAAUGUCACUUCUCAGCCAAAGAGUAUAAGGAAGCGCUGGAAGUGCUUGAAUUUGAUUACAACGACAGUAAAGCGAUGGACAUCACUGGUGGUGAGAGAGAAGAAGAUAAUAAGUGGAAGAGUGGAAUCGCUUUACUGAAGGGUCAGAUCUAUGAGGCCUUAGACAACCGCAUGAUUGCCAUCAACUGCUUCAAAGAGGCCCUCAAAUACGAUGUCUUCUGUUACGAAGCCUUCUAUUCAUUAACUCAACACCAGAUGCUCACCAGAAGUGAAGAGGAGGAGAUCAUCACUUCGCUAGACUUCACGAGUCAGUGCACCAAAGAUGAGACCAAUUUCGUUAAGUUCUUAUACGAAUCGCAACUCAAAAAGGUUUGCAAUUACCUGUAA
This is a messenger RNA of Oppiella nova, 651 nucleotides long. Lineage: Eukaryota; Metazoa; Arthropoda; Arachnida; Sarcoptiformes; Oppiidae. The record is from the annotation of a GenBank genome assembly.